This is a messenger RNA of Onthophagus taurus, 2101 nucleotides long. RefSeq names its product cilia- and flagella-associated protein 184-like. Gene Ontology annotation, cellular component: axoneme; ciliary basal body. The record is from RefSeq and is a predicted model, not a curated record. Gene Ontology annotation, biological process: cilium assembly. NCBI's taxonomy places the organism in Eukaryota, Metazoa, Arthropoda, Insecta, Coleoptera, Scarabaeidae.
GCAAAGGCGAUUUGUAGAACGGAAUACUACAAAUUGCCGGAGUUCAACUUUUCUUAAAAUUUUAGUUUGGUUCUAGCAAUAAAUAUUUCACAAUGUAUGCUUUCUUAAAUCAGAAGUAGUUGAAUUGUUUCAUUUUAUGAAUUAAAAACUAUGAACAUUAUUUUCGUUCGAAUAAAAAGCAUCGAAAACAAUGACAAAGAAUGAAAAAGUGAUGAUAAAGUUGUUUAUCUAUCAUUUAAACGUCUGAUGUUUUCAAACGUCAUAUUUAUAUUAAUUUAUUCAAUAUACAAGAAUACUUAACAUAUAAAAAUGGCCGAUGAAACGGAAAAACACGAAGAAGAAGCGCCUCCACAACCUGCCGAAAAUGAACCGGCAGAACACCACGAUGGAGAAGAUCAAGCUUCCAUAUCUAAAAAAGGAGCGGGAUCUCCAGGGGGGAGUUCUCAAGGAACCAUUAAUCUCGAACCUAAAAUGAAUGCAAAAUCUGAUUUUGCGAUGAAAGAGGAACACGAUGAUAUGAUAGUUCCUAAUGCAAAAGAUGAUAAAGAUGAGAAAAGCGUAAGUGCCUCAGUGGCUUUUAGAUCUGAUACGGAUGAUGCAAGCAGUCGUUACUUUUUGGAAGGUGAAGAAGCGUUCGUUGUUUCUCCAGAAGAAGCAUUCGGUGUUGAGGAAAUUGAAGGUGAAUAUGAAAUGGAAGCGGAGGAAUGGUAUCAAGAGGCGUCGAAAAAAUCUAGCGUCACAAAAGUUAAAAAGAAGAGACGAAAAUCAAUCGCUCCUCCUGAUUUUGGUAUGAUGCCAGGAAGUGGAAGUGGUUUAUUAGGAGCUCUAACUCAGAUGCGUUCGUUUGAAUCUGUUAGUGAUGAGGAACGUGAACAAUCUGUCGCUGAAGAAGGCGAGGAAGAAGCUGUUCAUAAACGUAAAAAAGAUGAAGAAGAAGAAGAGGAAGAGGAAGAAAUAGUUGAUAGAGAACCUUAUUAUGAUUUAUAUAAAGCUUUACUUGCUGAAUAUCCUAUGAUUAAAAUGAAAAAUAAUUUUUUACAAAGGAAAAUGGCUGAAUAUUUUAAAAAGAGAAAGAUGGAACAUGUUCUUAGAGAGGGAGAUCACGUUGAAGAAGCCGAACAAAAAUAUUUCGCCAAGCUGGACGCUCUUUCCGAUUUAAAAAACGUCAAUGAUAUGCAAAGAAAUGCUAUAACAGCAGAACUUAACGAAAUGAGAGAAUUAAGGAAUAGCCAAUAUGCGUCAGUUCUAUCAAAUUUUGAAGGAAUGCUUAAUAGAGAAAAGGAAAUCGGAACUGGGUUAAUUUUUACAAAAACUGCAAAAGAAAUUCCAGAAAAACUUUUAGAACGCCUUAUAAAAAAUCAACGUUUAAAAAGCAAUGAAAUUACGGAUAUGCGUUUACGAUACAUAAAAUUACGUAACAGUAUUGACGAAGUAACACAAGCAAUACAAAUAAUGGAUAAAAUUGGUGAAAGCCACACAUUGAUGGAUUACGAACAAUUAAAAAUGGAAAAUCAAAAUUAUGCAGAUAAAAUCGAGGAACGUGACGAAGAAUUAGCGAAGCUUCGUGAAAAAUGUUCAGGUGCAAUACAAAUUUUGGCGCAUUUAAGGGAAAAAUCGGCUGCAAUGGAUUUGGAUAUAAUCGAAAUGGCUGACAAGUUAGACGAAGCCGUAGUCGAAAAGAACGAAUUUCGUGAACGAGUGGCCGACUUGAAACACGAAAGGGACACGUUAAGGUCGAAUAUUGUUCGAUUACAAGAAGACUCCGGUUUGUUAACUAAACGUAAAUUACUCUUGGAUAUGGAAGAUACUUUGGAUCAAAUUACAAAUAUCAAAAUGGAAGUUGAAAAAGUUGAAAAAACGUAUCAGGAAAAUGCUAAAGCUUUAAAUAUUAUAAAGCAUAAUAUUAAAGUUGAAAGGGAAGCUUAUCAGAAUAGGGCUUUUAAAUUAACUGAUGUCGUCUGUAAAAAACCAAAAGUUCAAAAAGUUUAUAAAGGAAGAAAUAAUAUUAAAAUCGGCUCGAGUUUAGAAAAGUUUGAUAUCAAUUUGUAAUAUUUGUAAAAUUGGGAUUUGAAAUAAAUUAAAUUGUUUUGAGUGAUUCUUA